Asparagus officinalis (garden asparagus) is the source of this 1485-nucleotide messenger RNA. Its product is annotated as ribulose-phosphate 3-epimerase, chloroplastic-like. The transcript is spliced from 9 exons. Gene Ontology annotation, cellular component: cytosol. The record is from RefSeq and is a predicted model, not a curated record. Gene Ontology annotation, biological process: pentose-phosphate shunt, non-oxidative branch; pentose-phosphate shunt; carbohydrate metabolic process. Lineage: Eukaryota; Viridiplantae; Streptophyta; Magnoliopsida; Asparagales; Asparagaceae. Bases 132 to 977 code for a protein of 281 amino acids. Gene Ontology annotation, molecular function: metal ion binding; D-ribulose-phosphate 3-epimerase activity.
CGGUUGAGAACGUGUUGUCCACAGGGAGCCAAUUUUCUCCUCAUUUUCUUUCGGUCUUUUUAGGGGAAAAAGAAAAGAAAAUCGUUGGGAGAGAAAAAAAAAAAAAAAACCAACUCAAAAAGAAGACGACGAUGAUCUCAUCGGCAACAUCUCCGUCUUGUUCCUCUCUCCUCUCCACGAUCCAAAGCGGCGAUCUCAGCUCUCGCGAACUCUGCUCCUUCUCUCCUCCUAGAAAAGCUCAAUCCUUCAGGAGGAGGCUCUCUGUUAAGGCAUCUAGAGUCGAUAAAUUCUCGAAGAACGACAUCAUUGUCUCGCCCUCUAUCCUUUCAGCGAACUUCGCCAAGCUCGGUGAGCAGGUGAAAGCAGUUGAAGUUGCAGGAUGUGACUGGAUUCAUGUUGAUGUGAUGGAUGGGCGUUUUGUGCCAAAUAUCACCAUAGGACCUCUCGUGGUCGAUGCCUUGCGCCCAGUAACUGAACUGCCAUUGGACGUGCAUUUGAUGAUUGUAGAACCUGAACAGCGAGUUCCAGACUUUAUCAAGGCAGGUGCAGAUAUUGUCAGUGUUCACUGCGAGCAAUCUGCCACUAUCCAUCUGCAUCGAACAAUCGAUCAGAUAAAAAGUUUGGGAGCAAAAGCUGGAGUCGUCUUAAAUCCUGGAACCCAGUUAUCAGCUAUAGAAUAUGUGCUUGAUGUGGUGGAUUUGGUCCUGAUUAUGUCAGUUAACCCUGGUUUUGGUGGUCAGAGCUUCAUUGAGAGUCAAGUUAAGAAAACAGCAGAGUUGAGAAGAUUAUGUGCCGAAAAGGGGGUAAAUCCAUGGAUUGAGGUAGAUGGAGGAGUUGGUCCCUCAAAUGCAUAUAAGGUUAUUGAAGCUGGAGCAAAUGCCCUUGUUGCUGGUUCUGCUGUCUUCGGGGCUAAAGACUAUGCAGAAGCGAUAAAAGGCAUAAAGACAAGUAAAAGGCCUGAACCAGUGCCAGCAUAACUGUUGCGACGAUUCCAUGAACGUGAUCGCGGAGAUCCUAUCUCUUAAUUCUGCUGCAGCGCAAGUUAGAUUUGCGUACUUGUGAAGUACUGUGAAAUAUUUGUUGACUGACUUAAUGUUCGCAUAACCCAUAUUUAACAUAGUUACAGCUUCAUGCAGUCAUAAUGCAAAUUAUAAAGAGGAAGAUGAUGUUUAUGAAUGACAUAGGCUCUUGUUUGCAGAUAACAAGGUUGAAAAGACCCCAAGAACAAUAUACCUGGAGGCCUUGAAACCUGCCAAGGGACCUAUUGUAUCAGGGGUUCUCUAUAUUUUGUGAAUUAUUACAUGAGCUACGGAGAGGAAAUUGUGCAAAUAAUAGAUUAUUUAGAACCGAACCAAAGUAAAAGCUGGUGGUUGAUGGAAUGUAUGCUUUCCUUUGUUGCUCUAUAUCAAAUAAUGCUUGUAAAUCAAAAGGAAUCUAUUGGUUGAGCUAUCACUGAUGGGCUUAUGUCAUGAAUGUUUGUUAGUA